AUGGCCACGACUACACCUCCCGGACGCUUGCAAGGCAAAGUUGCCAUCGUAACCGGCGCAGGCUCAGGCUUCGGUCACGGCAUCGCAAAAAAGUUCGUUCACGAAGGAGCAAAGGUGAUUGUCGCCGAUAUAUCAGAGGACAAUGGCCAGAAGGUCGCAGCAGAACUGAAUAGCAAGUUCGUCUACGCAGAUGUGACAAGCCGAGACAGCUGGCAGGCACUUCUUCAAGCCACUCUGGAUGAAUAUGGAAAGCUCGACAUCGUUGUUAACAAUGCUGGUGCAACUUACCACAACAAACCCACCACCGAAGUUACGGAUGCCGACUUCGGUCUGUGCAUGGAAGUCAAUGUUAAAUCAAUCUUCCUCUCCACCAGCGUUAUCAUUCCGUACUUUGUACAGAAUAAUAGCCCCGGAUGUUUCCUCCAAAUAUCGUCCACUGCUGCCCUUCGCCCUCGUCCAGGUCUGACAUGGUACAAUGCGUCCAAAGCCGCUGUUAGCAACGCCACCAAAACGAUGGCUGUUGAAUACGGCCCGAAGAAGAUAAGGUUUAACAGCGUGUGUCCCGUUGUUGGAAGCACAGCAAUGACCCAUCUCUUUCUCGGAAAGCCAGACACCGAGGAAAAUAGGGCGGCGUUCGUAUCGACUAUACCUCUAGGGCGCCCUUCCACGCCUGCAGAUGUCGCGAAUACGUGUAGCUUCCUGGCUAGCGAUGAAGCAGAUUUCAUCACAGGUGUCGAACUUGAGGUUGAUGGUGGCCGCUGUGUCUGA
This is a messenger RNA of Aspergillus versicolor CBS 583.65, 768 nucleotides long. Its product is annotated as oxidoreductase, short-chain dehydrogenase/reductase family. The coding region runs from base 1 to 768 and encodes 255 amino acids. The transcript has 3 exons. The record is from RefSeq and is a predicted model, not a curated record. Lineage: Eukaryota; Fungi; Ascomycota; Eurotiomycetes; Eurotiales; Aspergillaceae.